GCCAUUUCCGGCUCCCAGCUGGUCUGGGGCGGGGACGCAGUGGUGGGGCGUACUGUGAGGUCUCUGGCUCAUCAGCUGCGAACCGUGAGCUAGCUGUCUGCGCAAGGGCUGCCGGGCCCGGGCUCCGACUGUAGCUGUGUCAGCGUGUUAUGAUGCCGUCUCGUACCAACCUGGCUACUGGAAUCCCCAGUAGUAAAGUGAAAUACUCAAGGCUCUCCAGUACAGACGAUGGCUACAUUGACCUUCAGUUUAAGAAAAGCCCUCCUAAGAUUCCAUAUAAGGCCAUUGCUCUUGCUACGGUGCUGUUUUUGAUUGGCGCCUUCCUCAUUAUCAUAGGCUCCCUCCUGCUGGCAGGCUAUAUCAGCAAAGGGUAUUUCGUCUAUUUCAUCUUGAAGAGCUCUGUCCAGAGCCUGCUGCCCUGUUCUCCACCUGCUCAUGCUACUUCACAGCAGCUCCACAUCUGACUCACAGGAAAAGCCUGCAUCCCUGCAAUGCGAUGGGGCCCAACACGGUCUCCCCCUCACCUCCCUGUCAUCGGCUGCUCUACCUCUUGUUCACUCUGCUUCAGCCACACCAGCCUUCUCAGUGCUCCUUGACUUCUCUGAGCCUGCUCCCAACUUAGAGCCUUGGGUUUAGCGGUUCCUUCUGCCUAGAAUGCAGAAAAAAGUAACAGUGAGUUAGAAAGUGACAAUUGCUACGGAAGAAGAGUUGAGCAGAAGGGAGAUGAGGAAUGCUGAUGCUAGGGAUGGAUGUGAUGGAAAUGUGAGUAGGCUGCAGUAUUAAACAGAGAGGCCAGGGAAGGUCUUACUGAGAAUAUGCAAUUUGAGCAAAAUCUUGAAGGAACCAGCUCCAUGUUAAAAUCUCUCUGGACACAGCCAAGACUGUGGUAGUAUUUCUGGUCACCAGGGUUCAGCCCAGGGUUUUCCUACUACCUGGCCAAUUUUCAGGCUUUGAAAAUUAAUAACUUAAUUUAUUUAAAUGUGGAAUUAUAUUAAAUAAAAGAGUAAAGACCUCCUUUAUAAACAGUAUGCCCUUGUAUUCUUCCAAAAAAAUUCAAAUAUAAAACUAUAUACAGAUACUUUUUAAACUCUUUUCAUUGUGAAAUAUAAUACAUAUACAGAAAAGUGGGGUGGGAGAGAGAUGCAAGAGGGAGGCCAUAUGGGGAUAUAUGUAUAUGUAUAUCUGAUUAACUUUGUUAUACAGCAGAAACUUAAUACACCACUGUAAAGCAAUUAUACUCCAAUAAAGAUGUUAAAAAAUAAUGAUAAUUAAAUUAAAUUUUAAAAAAGAAAAG
Messenger RNA from Globicephala melas (long-finned pilot whale), 1294 nucleotides. RefSeq names its product transmembrane protein 230 (gene TMEM230). Lineage: Eukaryota; Metazoa; Chordata; Mammalia; Artiodactyla; Delphinidae. The record is from RefSeq and is a predicted model, not a curated record. Gene Ontology annotation, cellular component: endomembrane system; synaptic vesicle. Gene Ontology annotation, biological process: synaptic vesicle transport.